Anarrhichthys ocellatus (wolf-eel) is the source of this 2402-nucleotide messenger RNA. It is a transcript of the gene fbxo31, whose product is annotated as F-box protein 31. The record is from RefSeq and is a predicted model, not a curated record. The transcript has 9 exons. The coding region runs from base 252 to 1946 and encodes 564 amino acids. Gene Ontology annotation, cellular component: SCF ubiquitin ligase complex. Gene Ontology annotation, molecular function: protein binding. Lineage: Eukaryota; Metazoa; Chordata; Actinopteri; Perciformes; Anarhichadidae. Gene Ontology annotation, biological process: SCF-dependent proteasomal ubiquitin-dependent protein catabolic process.
AGAGCAAGUCGGACGCAAAUCUACCCAGCAUGCAUUGUGCGCCGAUCGCCGGUGAUCGAUUCUGCGCACGCCUGGCUUAAGUCGAACGAGCCUAAUGGUAUUGGGGGCGUAGUCGCUAUGCGCUUUACGUGCGCUCACGUGACGUCGCCAGAGAUGCUUCUGCACAUGCUCACAACGACGGGAGCAAUCAGCCAGACUGCAGCUGAUCAAUGUGUUGUAGUGAUGUAAUGUUGCCUAUUUGGUGACUACAGAUGGCGGUCUGUGCCAGGCUCUGCGGGGUGGGUCAGUCGCGGAGGUGCCGGAGGCGACAGCGGCAAAACCAGCAGGAUCAGGGGAGCGAUUCGGACAUGGACGAGGAGGAAGAGGAGCAGAUCGUGGGUCAGCGGCAAGGCGACGUCGUCGCCGGCGGAGGAGGAGGAGGCCCGGACAGCGGCGGCGCCACUGCAGGGCCGAGUGUCGCUUGUGAACAUGGCAGCUGUCAUAUCAACAGAGGCUCUCUGGAUCGCACGAGCACGGGACCUCCACACCCGCAGUCGUUAGCGGAAUUACCCCCGGAGCUUUUAGUUGAAAUAUUCUCUUUGCUUCCCGGAACAGCGCUGCCAAACGUUGCCCUCGUAGGCAAGAAAUUCAGACAGAUCCUCAACACUGAGACCAUCUGGAGAAGGCGCUGCAUGACAGAGUUUGGUACGAAGGAGGAUCUGAGGAAGAUGGAAGUGGAAGGAGUAUCUAGCCGGGACCUCUAUGUUAAACUGCUUCACCCGUACAGAUAUAUCCUGGGUUUAUGGCAGCCUGACAUAGGGCCUUAUGGGGGAUUGCUCAACGUUGUGGUGGACGGGCUAUUCAUCAUCGGCUGGAUGUAUUUGCCGCCUCAUGACCCCCGUGUGGAGGACCCCAUGAGAAGACGGCCGCUCUUCCGCAUCCACAUGUUGGAGAGCCAAAAGGCCACGGUGGAGUGUAUGUAUGGUCACAAGGGGCCACACAACGGGGACAUACAGACCGGGAAGAAGGAUGAAUUUUCAACAAAGUGUAACCAGACCGAUCAUCACCGCAUGCCGGGGGGCAGACAGGAGGAGUUCAGGACAUGGUUGGAAGAAGAAUGGGGCCGGACACUGGAAGAAAUCUUCCAUGAGCACAUGCAGGAGCUCAUCCUGAUGAAGUUCAUUUAUACCAGUCAAUAUGAUAACUGCUUGACAUACCGGAGGAUCUACCUGCCGCCUGUGAUGCCCGCCGACCUUCUGGACCCGGGCCUCUUCAAAGGCACCUACGGCAGCCACGGCUUGGAGAUCGUCGUGCUCAGUUUCCACGGGACGUCUGCGAGAGCCACUAAGCUCACUGGAGAUCCCAAUGUUCCUGCGGGGCAACUCACUUUAGAUGUUGACCUGAGCCGGCCUGUGGUCCUCCCAGACUUAGAGCACCAGCGCAACAUAGAGGAGCUGUCGCGGCUGGUGCUGGGGGUGCACGCGGAGGUCCAGAGAGAGGAACAGCAACAGGCCAAGGACACUCCUGCCACAGUGAGCGGUGCAGCAGAGGGGGCCUAUGGUGAUGCUGGCGCGGCAGAAGAUGUGGAAGAGGAGGAGGAGGAGGAGGAGCGUGUUACGUGUUCAAACAGCUGCCAGUCGGGCCGCAGCAACAGCAGCACCGGCCCUCCUGAAGCCCAGCCCUUUGUCCUGCCCCUGGGAGUCAUGGCCCGCAAUGAGGUCUACCCUCGCACCUGUAGGAAAUGCUUCUACGGUACGGGCCUGAUCGCCGGGCACGGCUUCACGAGUCCGGAGCGCACCCCGGGGCUCUUCGUGCUGUUUGACGAGGACCGCUUUGGCUUCAUCUGGCUGGAGUUGAAGUCUUUCAGUUUGUACAGUCGGCUGACGGACCACCUAGCUCACGCUCACGCCCCAAAUAUGGAGCACUUUGAGGCCAUGCUGUGCAACAUGCAGUCCUGGACAUCCUGAUGCACCACAAUUUUAAGUGUCUCCCCCCCCACCCACACACACACAGUACAAUACAUAAAAACAACCACUUCACACAAUUCAUCUCCUGCUGUCCUUUGAGUCGUGAGCUAUGACAUACCACGGUCGCUCAUUGUCCUGGUUUUAUCGGUACGUUUCACAAACAUUGGGUUUUACUAUCUAAUUAACUUAUCUGAUCCAGCGCCCCUACACUCCUGUUCCCAUGCAAGCACUAUAAAGGGCCUCCCAAGUCACCGUUUAUCACCUAAGUAUGACCGUCAUCCUCUAGUGCAGCAUGAAAACAGGUCACAUUAAGCUUUUUAUUUAUUUAUUUAAAGGAAUGAUAUUUCAUACUGCUUGUUAUGGAUCAAACUGUACGUGCGUCUGAUUCUAAAACCAUGUCUGUACUUGAAGACCAUAACGGUGUCCAAUGUAUUCUCCUAUAAAGCAUUAUUCUGA